Hypanus sabinus (Atlantic stingray) is the source of this 1029-nucleotide messenger RNA. RefSeq names its product cysteinyl leukotriene receptor 1-like. Gene Ontology annotation, molecular function: G protein-coupled receptor activity. The transcript has a single exon. Gene Ontology annotation, biological process: G protein-coupled receptor signaling pathway. The record is from RefSeq and is a predicted model, not a curated record. Bases 1 to 1029 code for a protein of 342 amino acids. NCBI's taxonomy places the organism in Eukaryota, Metazoa, Chordata, Chondrichthyes, Myliobatiformes, Dasyatidae. Gene Ontology annotation, cellular component: plasma membrane.
AUGAACGGGAACAUCUCCAGUAACAGCUGCGACAUCCACGAUUUCAAGAUCCCGGUGUUCACCAGCGUCUACAGCGUGGUAUUGGUGGUGGGUCUGGCGGGGAACGGCACUGCGCUCUACGUGUUCGUGUGUCUAACCCGCCGCAAGACAGCCAACACCAUCUUCAUGAUCAACCUGGCCAUCUCGGACCUCUUCUUCAACCUGACGCUGCCCUACCGCAUUGCCUACUACAGGCUUAACGAGUGGACGCUGGGCACCUUCCUGUGCCGCAUCAGCAGCUACGCCUUCUACCUCAACCUGUACUCCAGCAUCCUGUUCCUAACGACGCUCAGCGCCUUCCGCUACAUCGCCAUCGUGCACCCGGUGCGCGCCAAGAGUUUGCUGACGGUUCGCAGGGCGCUGGCCGUUUGCCUCGCCAUCUGGCUCUUCGUGGGGCUUGCCACGGCGCCCUUCCUGUUGGCGACUCCGCACUGGCACCGCGGCCGCCUCCUCUGCUUCGAGCCUCACAACAUGAACUGGAAAGUGUUGCUCAGGUUGAACUACAUGGCGCUGGUGCCGGGCUUCAUCCUGCCCUUUGGCACCAUCCUGGUCUGCUACGCCGGCAUCAUGCGUCGACUCUGCUGGCCCACGCAGCGGCUGCACAGGUCGGCGCGCUCCUCGCGGAGACCCAUCUGCAUGGUGUUCAUCGUCCUCUCUUCCUUCCUUUUCUGCUUCUUGCCCUAUCACAUCAUCCGCACCGUGCACCUACACCUGAUGUCGCAGGACCGUCACUGCAGGCCCUUCACCCUGGCAGUGCAGAAAGCCAUUGUGGUGACCCUGUGCCUGGCGGCCUCCAACAGCUGCCUCAACCCCCUGCUGUACUACUUCGUGGGGGAAAACUUCCGCAAGACCAUCAAGAAGUCGGGCAUCUUCCGCGCCGUCAAGUCUACGACGUUCUGCACCGAGAGCGCCGCUGUGCCCGAGGCUCCGGAGCCUAAUGGCGCCCGGUGCCUCGCCCUCGCCUCUGUGUCCACACAAUCCGCCCCGUAA